UUCCUCGCGGCUAUCGUCGCGCCCUCCCCUCGGCGCAUUGAGUGCCGACAUGACAAAACAACGGCAUUCCAAAUCCAACGGCCGAGAUGAGCCGAGCAACGCCGCUCCCGAACCGACGCGCGUCCGAUCCGCCACGUCGCGUCGCCCCGCCGAGAUAAAGAUCCUCCACUCCCACGCGCGCUUUUAUUCCGACCUUUUCGCCCCGCCUCACUCGCGCCCGACAAUGCUGAUCCUCCACGCGCCACCUUCUUUGAUAAAGCCCCUCCGCAUCCUCGCUCUCCCGCACCCCACCGCAUUGCCGAGCCUCCGCUCUCACCUGACGCUGACGGUGAUCAGAUUAGCUCGAAGAUUCGCGGCCAUGGCGAGUUCUGGCGCCACCAACGGCGGCGCCCCGGCGGAGCACGCCGCCGGAGAGUGGUACUCCGUGCCCGAGCUCCGGCUCCGGGACCAUCGCUUCGCCGUCCCCCUCGAUUAUUCGGCUGAUCGAGGCGUCUCGCAGAAGAUCUCCGUCUUCGCUCGUGAAGUCGUCGCGGUUGGGAAAGAAGAGCAACAACUGCCAUACCUGUUGUUUCUACAAGGUGGACCUGGUUUUGAGUCCCCAAGACCCACUGAAUCCAGUGGAUGGCUACACAGAGCGUGUGAAGAAUUUCGUGUAAUCUUGAUGGAUCAGCGCGGGACAGGCUUAUCUACUCCAUUGACUGCUUCAUCGAUGUUGCAAAUAAAAUCUGCAGAGAACCUGGCUAAUUAUUUGAUACAUUUUCGGGCGGAUAACAUUGUAAAUGAUGCUGAGUUUAUUCGAGCGCGUCUUGUUCCGGAUGCUGGACCUUGGACCAUUCUGGGUCAGAGUUUCGGUGGUUUUUGUGCAGUAACUUAUUUAAGUUUUGCUCCUCAAGGACUCAAACAAGUUCUUAUAACUGGUGGAAUUCCACCCAUUGCAAAAGGAUGCACUGCAGAUGCUGUAUAUAAAGCAGGCUCAGAGCAGGUUACUCUUCAAAGUGAGAAGUACUACAAGAGGUAUCCACAGGAUGCAGAAGUUGUUCGUGAAGUUGUAAAGUAUUUGGCAGAAUCUGAAGGUGGUGGGGUGAUUCUUCCUUCUGGUGGCAUCUUAACGCCUAGGGGUUUCCAAACUCUCGGUCUUUCUGGCUUAGGAUUCAGUGCUAGCUUCGAGCGAUUGCACUACAUGCUUGAGAGGGUUUGGGAUCCUAUUUUAGUACCCGGUGCAUCAAAGCAAAUUAGCUACUUCUUCUUGAAAGCUUUUGAGAAUUGGUUGGCUUUUGAUACAAAUCCUCUUUAUGCUCUUCUACAUGAGCCCAUAUACUGUCAGGGUGCUUCAUCAGAGUGGUCUGCUCAUAGACUGAUGUGUGAAGAUGAAAGCAAGUUUGAUGCCAUAAAGGCGGCAAAAGAGGGUCGUCCUGUUCUUUUUACAGGAGAGAUGAUUUUCCCAUGGAUGUUUGACGAAAUUCAUGUCCUAAAGCCAUUCAAAAAAGUUGCUCAGAUAUUGGCGGAGAAGAAGGAUUGGCCUCAACUAUAUGACAUCGUCGCUCUCAACAAUAACAAGGUACCUGUCGCAGCUGCAGUCUAUUACGAAGAUAUGUAUGUUAAUUUCAAGUUGUCGAUGGAGACAGCUUCUCAAAUAGCUGGUAUCAGACUAUGGAUAACCAACGAAUACAUGCAUUCUGGUCUACGUGAUGGAGGUGGUCGGGUUCUGGAGCACCUGAUGGCCAUGUUGAACGGAAAGAAGCCUUUGUUCUAAUCUUUACUGGUCAUUUAGUUUUCUUGUCAAACUCUUCCAUUUGAGUAUAUUCCCCUCUACUAGAAUAACAAGUUGGAUCACCGAAUAAAGAAAGCUUUCCGUUUGGCAUUA
This is a messenger RNA of Syzygium oleosum, 1864 nucleotides long. RefSeq lists its product as uncharacterized. Gene Ontology annotation, molecular function: peptidase activity. The record is from RefSeq and is a predicted model, not a curated record. Gene Ontology annotation, biological process: proteolysis. Bases 50 to 1753 code for a protein of 567 amino acids. Lineage: Eukaryota; Viridiplantae; Streptophyta; Magnoliopsida; Myrtales; Myrtaceae. The transcript is spliced from 10 exons.